UGGAAGGUGGAGUUAGGGUUUUUGAGGUCUAUUUAUUGCACCUCUGAGAUUUAUAGCUUUCAAUGUUCUUUUCCCCGUUGAAAAAAUAUUUUCGCUAGAUUCUUUAAUCCAUUAAGAUAUCAUGGGCAAAGGUCCAGGUCUCUACACUGAAAUCGGCAAGAAAGCCAGAGACCUUCUGUACAAGGAUUAUCAGACUGACCACAAGUUCACUCUCACCACCAGCUCUCCAACUGGAGUUGCUAUUACCUCUGCCGGAACAAAGAAAGGCGAACUCUUUUUGGCUGAUGUUAACACCCAGCUGAAGAAUAAGAAUGUCACAACUGAUAUUAAAGUGGAUACCUACUCCAAUCUGUAUACCACCAUAACCGUUGAUCAACCUGCACCCGGGCUGAAAGCAAUCUUUAGCUUCAGAGUCCCUGAUCAGAGGUCUGGCAAGGUUGAACUCCAGUAUUUGCAUGAAUACGCAGGGAUAAGCUCAAGCAUUGGAUUAACUGCAAACCCUAUAGUUAACCUUUCAGGUGUGAUUGGAACUAAUGUUCUUGCACUGGGAACUGAUCUCUCGUUUGACACAAAGACUGGGAAUUUCACAAAAUGCAAUGCCGGUUUGAGCUUCUCCAAUGUGGAUCUCAUUGCAUCGUUGACUCUGAACGAAAAGGGUGACUCUCUUAACGCGUCAUACUAUCAUAUAGUGAAUCCCAUGACUAACACUGCUGUUGGUGCCGAGGUGACCCAUAGCUUCUCUACCAAUGAAAACACCAUCACCAUCGGUACACAACAUGCAUUGGAUCCAUUGACGAUGGUGAAGGCACGGGUGAACAACGCUGGGAAUGCAAGCGCACUAAUCCAGCACGAGUGGCGCCCCAGAUCCCUCUUUACCAUUUCUGGGGAGGUGGAUACCAAGUCCAUUGACAAGAGUGCCAAGGUUGGACUUGCUUUGGCACUCAAGCCUUGAGCUUUAUAAGAGCUCCAUCUUGGAAGAGUAAGGCAAGGUAAGCUUAGAAUUUUGAAAUGUAAUCUGUUGACACUUUUUCAUGGCGUUGCCAUAGACACUUAUGUCAGUGGUCCUUUUUUUUCUUUUUGGCUUAAAAUAAGAAGAAAACAGAACAAAAAGGAAAAGAAAUGGCAUGUUGGCUUCUUUUUGAACAUCCCCUGUUUAACUGAUAUUCAGUAUUUCUUUA
Messenger RNA from Gossypium raimondii (Peruvian cotton), 1178 nucleotides. RefSeq names its product mitochondrial outer membrane protein porin of 34 kDa. Bases 122 to 952 code for a protein of 276 amino acids. The transcript is spliced from 6 exons. The record is from RefSeq and is a predicted model, not a curated record. Gene Ontology annotation, molecular function: voltage-gated monoatomic anion channel activity. Gene Ontology annotation, cellular component: mitochondrial outer membrane. Gene Ontology annotation, biological process: monoatomic anion transmembrane transport. NCBI's taxonomy places the organism in Eukaryota, Viridiplantae, Streptophyta, Magnoliopsida, Malvales, Malvaceae.